UUGUCUAGGGAUUAUGUUGGUGGUGGACAAUGUCCAAGCAAAGCAAAUAUAGUUGGAAAGACAGUAAUAGUUACUGGAGCUAACACUGGCAUUGGUAAAGAAACUGCUAUGGAACUUGCAAAAAGAGGUGGCAGAAUAAUUAUGGCAUGUAGAGAUAUGGACAAGUGUGAAAAUGCUGCAAGAGAAAUUCGUGGCAAGACCCUGAAUCAUAAUGUGUUUGCUAAACAUUUGGACUUGGCAUCAACAAAGUCGAUCAAAGAAUUUGCAAAGGACAUACUAAGAGAGGUGGAACACAUAGACAUUCUCAUUAAUAAUGCUGCAGUAAUGAGAUGCCCUCUCUGGAAGACAGAAGAUGGGUUUGAAAUGCAGUUUGGCGUCAACCAUUUGGGUCAUUUCCUUCUGACUAACCUGCUGCUUGAUAAGAUGAAGAAUUCUGGUCAGUCCCGCAUCAUCAAUGUUUCGUCCUUAGCACACAUAGUAGGGGAUAUCGACCUUGAGGAUUUAAACUGGGAGAAGAAGAAAUAUGACACAAAAGCAGCUUAUUGCCAAAGCAAGCUGGCUAAUAUUAUAUUUACAAAUGAACUGGCAAAAAGGCUACAAGGAACAGGGGUGACUGCUAACUCUCUGCAUCCAGGUGUUGCAGACACAGAACUCGGCAGACAUACAGGGAUGCACAAGUCUGCAUUUUCUAGUACAGUCCUGGGUCCCCUAUUUUGGUUUUUGAUAAAAACACCAAGACAGGCAGCACAGUCCAGCAUCUACCUUGCUAUAGCUGAAGAUCUCCAAGGCACAUCUGGAAAAUAUUUCAAUGCACUAAAAGAAAAAGAGCCUGCUCCACAAGCUUUGAAUGAGGAGAUUGCAAAGAAACUUUGGGAAGAAAGUGCUAAACUUGUACAUCUUGAUGAAGCAUUACAAGAAUGUAAAGUGUAG
Molecule: messenger RNA, 930 nt
Organism: Staurois parvus
Lineage: Eukaryota; Metazoa; Chordata; Amphibia; Anura; Ranidae
Source: the annotation of a GenBank genome assembly